Toxotes jaculatrix (banded archerfish) is the source of this 4425-nucleotide messenger RNA. RefSeq names its product RUNX family transcription factor 2b (gene runx2b). The record is from RefSeq and is a predicted model, not a curated record. The coding region runs from base 205 to 1596 and encodes 463 amino acids. The transcript has 8 exons. NCBI's taxonomy places the organism in Eukaryota, Metazoa, Chordata, Actinopteri, Toxotidae. Gene Ontology annotation, cellular component: nucleus. Gene Ontology annotation, molecular function: DNA-binding transcription factor activity, RNA polymerase II-specific; ATP binding; RNA polymerase II cis-regulatory region sequence-specific DNA binding. Gene Ontology annotation, biological process: regulation of cell differentiation; neuron differentiation; regulation of transcription by RNA polymerase II.
GUGUGAGGGCUCUGCUCGCCUCCCAAACAACCACAGAACCACAGACGUGCGGCUCGGGGUUGGUGUUUGAGGGCGACCUGGAGUGUAAAUGGUUAAUCGUCGCGGGCCAGCACCAGUCACAAGGACGGCGCUAAGCGAGACGUGUCAAGGGUCACGGAAACCACAGAGGAACAAAAGUGGGGCUUGCUGCAACCAGAGGCAGCUAUGGCAUCUAACAGCCUUUUCAGCACAGUGACACCAUGUCAACAAAACUUCUUCUGGGAUCCCAGCGCCAGCCGGAGGUUCAGUCCGCCGUCCAAUAGCCUCCAGCCGGUCCCAGGGAAGAUGAACGAUGUGAGCUCCCCAGCCGGGCAGCCGGACGCAGCGGCGGCCGUGCCAAGACUGCGUCCCCACGAAAACCGCAGCAUGGCCGAGAUCAUCGCCGACCACCCGGCCGAGCUGGUCCGGACCGACAGCCCCAACUUUCUCUGCUCGGUCCUGCCCUCCCACUGGCGGUGCAACAAGACGCUGCCUGUCGCCUUUAAGGUUGUUGCCCUGGGAGACAUACCUGACGGGACUGUUGUCACAGUAAUGGCGGGGAAUGAUGAGAACUACUCCGCCGAACUGCGGAACGCUUCAGGUGUGAUGAAGAACCAGGUAGCACGUUUCAACGACCUUCGCUUCGUGGGCCGCAGUGGCAGAGGCAAGAGCUUCACACUGACAAUCACAGUAUUCACCAACCCACCACAAGUGGCCACUUACCACCGAGCCAUAAAGGUCACCGUGGAUGGACCGCGUGAGCCCAGGAGGCAUCGUCAAAAGCUCGAGGACCCUCCCAAGACUGGUCUCUUCUCAGACCGCCUCAGCGAGCUCGAAAGGAUGAGGGUCAGGGUCGCCGUUCCCACUCAAGCCCCGCGGCCAACACUCAACACAGCGCCCAACUCCUUCAACCCGCAGGGACAGACACAGAUAACAGACCCUCGUCAGUCCCAGUCCUCUCCUCCCUGGUCAUAUGAACAGACGUACCCGUCCUACCUGAGUCCCAUGGCAUCCCCCUCAGUCCACUCCACCACCCCCCUCUCCUCCAGCCGAGGCACGGGCCUGCCUGCCAUCAGUGACGUGCCUAGACGAUUGCCAGGUUCUUCGGACCUGAGCCCAUUCCCUGGUCAGUUUGAGCGUCAGUUCCCGAGCCUCUCCUCCCUCACCGAGACUCGUUUCUCCAGCCCUCGGAUGCACUACCCAGCCACCUUCACCUACACCCCGCCCGUCACCUCCGCCAUGUCUCUGGGCAGCGCACACUACCACACCUACCUUCCCCCUCCAUACCCGGGCUCCACCCAGAGCCAGAGCGGACCCUUUCAGACCAGCAGCACACCCUAUCUCUACUACGGAGCUUCGUCCGGCUCCUACCAGUUUUCCAUGGUUCCCGGCGGGGAUCGCUCGCCCUCCCGGAUGAUCCCACCUUGCACUAGCGCCUCCACGGGCACCACCCUGGUGAACCCCAACCUGCCCAGCCAGACGGAGGGAGGUGUGGACGGCGACGGGAGUCACAGUAACUCCCCAACAGUUCUCAACCCUGGAGGCCGCAUGGAUGAGGCUGUCUGGAGGCCAUAUUGAAGAAAGCCAGUGGGUGGAGAUUGGAAGUCAACUGAUGUCAUGGUUUGAAAGCACAAAACCUUUUUUUUUUUUAAAUUGAAAAGGGGAUUUUUGAGCUCUCAUCAGCUAUCUCUACCUUUUGCUUGGAAAUAAAGGUUGAGAUAAAAAAAAAAAAAAGACCAGACUUGUACGGACUUGUCUUCCUGGAAUGUGUUUUGACCAAGGCACUACAAAGGGAGUCAUUCUCACAGCAAUAAUGAGAAAGACAAUUUUGGUUUACUAGGCCCAAGUGGAUGAGACAUUAUUUCAGUUUUAUUAUAAUCCACAAGCUAAGGGAUGCUUCAACAAUAUUUGUAAAAGACUGCCUCUUUUGUAUAGUGUUUGUAUUUCAGUAAGGCUUUUUGCAGAGCAUGUUUUUGUAUUACGACAAUAUCAAGAUGCAAGGUAAGCACUGAGUAGCAAGUAAUGAGAGUAACACAUAUGUUACCUUAAGUGGUAUGGACAGUAAAUUUGCUUUAAAUCGAUUAAUUUAACUUGUAUAUUGUGGGUGAAACGAUGUAGAUUGAGGCGUUUUCUUAGUUUUAACUUAUAAAGCCAUAAAUUAUGUAUUGUAUUUGAAACUUGAGUCAAAGAAGUGUAAUCUGAAUAUUUUUGAUGCAUCUAUAUGACUAAGUUAAAAUGAAUUUUUCUUUUUUUGAUAGGUAAUUUAAGAGAGUGAGAGUUUUUUUUUUUUUUUUUUUUUGUAGUACCCAAAGAUUUAAAUCGUUUCGAAUAUGAAAUGUAAUUUCCAAAGAGCAUUGCAACAUGUUUCUUCUGGUGUAAUUUUCAGUUUAACUGCUCCACACGUUAAGAGCCCAACAUCCUUGCGAGGCGUUGACACACAUUUGGCUUGGAAUUAAACCUUUGGUAUUUAUUGAGCAAUAACUCGGAUUGUGCCUCUUGGCAACAUACCAUGAAAGAAAGCUUCAAUGGGGGAAAAUAAUUAUCCAUUGGGGGAAAAUCUGCUUGAUUUCUUUAGUUUGUCUGGUCUGACAUGCACACAGACUCAUGUGUAUUUUCUCAUCCAAAUAAAAAUUGUACAUUUCUACACGAAUUGACGUUCAGCCCAAAGAUGAUUACGGCGGUGCCACGCCCAGUGGUGCUCUCAGUUAGUUUGUGAUACGUGAACUCCUCAGGACUGGAAUAAUCUUUGGAUGAUCCCACAGAUUUGCUAUAUCUGCAUGUCUUUUUCAUAUCCACUCCGCUCUGUCAAGAUUUUUAGGGAAAACAUGCCAAGUCUAUUAUAGCUUUCAUAUCAUGUGCAAAAGAUGGCUUUGAAAAAGUUUGUCUUAGUGUGUGACACACAUGGGUACUUUUUUUUUUUUGUUUCUUUCUUUGCAUUUUUCUUUUUCAGUCUCUGAGAUUGAAAAGGAGAUAUCACAGUUACCAGAUAAACAAAAAGACUGUGACAUUCCUUCGGACAUUUAUUUAUUUUCCAUUUUUAGCUUUUGUAGGAAAACGGUUUACCAAAUACUUUUGGACCGUCUUCACUAACCAAUGUCACAAUCUAAAAUCUUUCUGUGGCACCAGGACCAGUGGGAGGUCUGAUAUUUUCCAAUCUGAAAUUACUAUGUGAGAUUUUUUUGUUUUGUUUUGUUUUAAGUGUUGGAGUAAAAGGAAAAAGUGCAAAAACCGAGGUGAUUGGAUGCAGCUGCUGGCAGCAAACUGGUAACCAAAAAAUAUGGGAGACUUGUGUAUGUUUGUUUCAUAAAGCACUUAUUUCUUGCUUUAUUUCUAGCAGCACUUGUGGCUGGCUGCCAGCAGGGCACGUGGUUUUGGUCCUCAGUGCAGAUAUAUUGCCACUGGAGUCACACUCACACACACACACACACACACACACAGAAUGGAUAACACUUGGCCAAACAAGCCAUUUACAUUGGAGUUGAAUCUGAUCUCACAAGGCAGUUGGUAUUUGUUUGAAAAAAACCUUUUCUUUUUUGCUUUCGUACAAUAUGAUAUUCAGUGCAUGUAGGUAAUAUAAUAACCCAAUUUGAAAAAGCUGAGAAAAACAUGGCUCUGUCCAAGGAUCAGACUUCAAGCUUUUCAUUGAAGGUUUGCACGCAGUGCCUCUUUCCCAGUCUCUGCAGAGGAUGUUCUGAACUCGCUUAAUGGAAUUGAACAUGUCACAUUACAUUUCCCCGACUGCUUCAGCCCAAACGAAAAGUAUUUUUGCUGUUGCAGUGUAACAUAAGAAAGCAAAUAAAAACCUUUUAGAUUGUUGUGAUUUUAUAGCUUUUUUCCAAUUACAAAUUUAUCCAGUGUCUCCAUAAUAACUAUGCACAUCUGUUGCAGUUUUAGUUCAGCCUUGUUUUUUCUUCCCAAAUUUUGAACAGGAAACGGUCUUUAAAAAAAAAAACUGUUUACACAUCAACACAGCACUGACAUCCCAUUCUGUCCUAUUGUGCUUUUGUUUGUGUUGUGUUUUUUUUUUCUUCCUCAGAAAAUAUGAGGUUCAUCCUUUUCUUUCUUUUGGUUUAAUGUUGCGUACAGUCUGUCAUCCGAGAUCUUGUAUUAUUUAAUGAUCAACAUGUAUGAUAUCCAGGAACCGUACUUUACCCUGCUCUUAUGUAAAGUUUACUUGUUAUGUCUAUUGUUAUGCUUCUUCUCUCAUGAACACUUGUCAGGAAACUGAAACUAAUGGAGACUCCAUUAGGUUUUACUGGUACGUUUCAUAAAGAUCAUCAAGUGAGGUUUUUUGUUUUUUUGUUUUUUUUUAAUGGGACAAACAGACCUGACAACAGUGAGUGAAAUUGGCAUUGUGAUUGUACAUUUUGUUUAUUUUAAGAAUAAAAUAGGAAUUUUGUAACUUAA